UAGAAGUGCAGUGUUCAUCCGGCAUACAGGGACAACACAGUAAUACUAUUUCUAUCUUACCGCACGGACCCGGACCGGACAAAUGGUCCACAUUAGGGUAAUAUCUUUACAUCAGACUACGGUUUGAGUUUGGUGUCACAACUGAAUUGAGCAGCCCGGUCUCAUGCAUGACUACAUUAACCAGGAGUCUACGCUCUUACGUCGAAAAGUAAGAGGUCACACAGACAGCUCGCGGACUUCACUUGUUAGUGCCGCUGAUGGCUGGUCGACUCUUCAAAGUGUCCGCUCUUGCCACAGCAGUGUGUGCCUCCUCUGGGUUUUACCUGUACAACAGAAAGCUGAACCUCGAUGAUCUGAGUGUGAUCCGCUUUGGACGAGCUGCAGCCACAACAGCGAUCAUCAGCUUUGACUAUCUGACUGCUUUCAAACAUGUGGAAUAUGGCACAGAGGAAUACUGGGCUGUCAGGUCUAAGGUGCAUCUGCGAUCGGCAGAGCGUCUUCGAGACUUGUGCUGUGCCAACCGGGGGACUUUCAUCAAGGUGGGCCAACACCUCGGGGCCCUGGACUACCUGCUGCCUGAGGAGUACACGUCCACGCUGAAGGUGCUGCACAGCCGGGCUCCUCAGAGCAGCAUGCAGGAGAUCCAGCAGGUCAUCAGAGAAGACCUCGGCAAGGAGCUGUCAGAGUUAUUUGUGGCCUUUGAGGAGAAGCCUCAUGGUGCAGCCUCCUUAGCCCAGGUCCACAAGGCAGUGCUGCAUGAUGGGAGGACAGUGGCCAUCAAGGUGCAACACCCCAAAGUCCAGAGCCAGAGUGUCAAGGACAUAGUGAUGAUGGAGGUGCUGGUGAAGGGUGUCCAUUGGCUCUGCCCAGAUUUUGCCUUCAUGUGGUUGGUGGAUGAAGCCAAAAAGAACAUGCCACUGGAGCUGGACUUUCUCAGAGAAGGACAGAAUGCUGAGAAGGUGGCCAACAUGCUGGCCCACUUCCCCUUCCUCAAGGUUCCCAAGAUACAUUGGGAACUGUCCACUAAGAGGAUUCUGACCAUGGAGUUUGCUGAAGGGGGUCAGGUCAACGACAGGGAAUACAUGAAGAAACAUGGCAUCAAUGUCAACGAGAUCUCGGAGAACCUGGGCAAGAUCUAUAGUGAAAUGAUCUUCAUCUGUGGCUUUGUUCACUGUGACCCGCACCCGGGCAACGUCUUGGUCCGAAACUGUCCUCAGAGCAAGAAAACCGAGAUCACCCUGCUGGAUCACGGGCUUUAUCAGGUCCUGGAGCCAGACUUCAGGUUGGACUACUGUCGGUUGUGGCAGGCUCUAAUUAAAGGGGACAUGUCGGGGGUGGAACGUUACAGUCGCAGACUGGGGGCUGGAGAGCUGUACGGGCUGUUCGCCUGCGUGCUCACCGCUCGAUCCUGGACCGCUGUGAACGCUGGCAUCAGCUCUGUGCCUGUCACACACUCUGAGGAUGUAGAGAUCCGGACCAACGCGGCUCUGUACCUGCCUCAGAUCAGCGAGCUGCUGAACCGAGUUCCCCGGCAGAUGCUGCUGCUGCUGAAGACCAACGAUCUGCUGAGGGGCAUCGAGACCACCUUACAGACCAGAGCCUCGUCCUCGUCCUUCAUCAACAUGUCCCGCUGCUGCAUACGUGCUAUGGCCAGGCACAAGAGGAGUAAGGCCCGGUCCAGGAGGACGCGUAUGCAGGUCACGCUGGCAGAGUGUGUACAGCUGUGCACGCUCAGUGUGUACGAGCUGCUGCUGUGGGUGAAGGGCUGCAGGCUGGCAGCCUGGCUCACUGCUCUGCUCACAUGUUUGCAGUGAGACACAGACAGUCCUGCACCUCUUACUGCACGCUAACAAAGUUGAACAUGUGCUCUCACACACACACACACACACACACACACGGUACUAUUAUGGUAUUGAUACAUUUUGAAACUGUAUGAAUAUAUACAUGGACAUAACAUGCUGGACACCAAUCCGUCUAUUAUAUUUAAAUGUUUCAAGAUGAAUUAUUAGUUUUAGACUUAAAACACUCAAUACAAUAAUUGUCAAUUAUAUUUUUCCAUAAACUUGAAAUUGACUUGAGCCGUUACAUCAGACAGUUACCUGUGUUCACAGAAUAUCUGCAAACUGUCAUACAGCUGCAGGACUGUAGGCAGGUGUGAACAUUUAAUGUCAAUAAAUGGUUACAGUACUGUCUGUUUGUUUGUGUCAAAGCUCCUAUUUAUAUUUUUCAUGAUUUUGCUGUUAUCUUUACCGUAUUAUUUAAUGAUCCUACCACUUACAGUGAGUACCAAGAAUGCACAACAACACAAUCACUUGGUUGGAUGUUUUAAUUGUAUAUUAAUGAGUUAUUAUUAAAGUAUAUUAUGUCUUUUGUUGCUA
Messenger RNA from Eleginops maclovinus (Patagonian blennie), 2378 nucleotides. RefSeq names its product aarF domain containing kinase 1 (gene adck1). The coding region runs from base 258 to 1814 and encodes 518 amino acids. The record is from RefSeq and is a predicted model, not a curated record. The transcript is spliced from 11 exons. NCBI's taxonomy places the organism in Eukaryota, Metazoa, Chordata, Actinopteri, Perciformes, Eleginopidae.